Messenger RNA from Orbicella faveolata, 2217 nucleotides. RefSeq lists its product as uncharacterized. Gene Ontology annotation, biological process: cell-cell adhesion. NCBI's taxonomy places the organism in Eukaryota, Metazoa, Cnidaria, Anthozoa, Scleractinia, Merulinidae. Gene Ontology annotation, molecular function: cell adhesion molecule binding. The record is from RefSeq and is a predicted model, not a curated record. Gene Ontology annotation, cellular component: cell-cell junction; plasma membrane.
UAUGACGAAAUUCAUGAUCAAUAACAGGACAGACGCAUGAAAAACUGACGUCAAUUUGUUAAUUCGUGUUUUUGAUGGUCUCAUUAGAGUUCAGAUUCCUCUGAGGAGAAAAUACCUAAUGACUGGGCUGCGUUCUGAGCAAUGCACAAACCUAGUCAACUAAGAACCACAUGUUAUCUACCCCUACAAAUGUGCAAUUUUUGCAUCGUGGAGAAAACAGGUGACAGGAAAUUCACCAACUUAAAACGACAACAAUUUCUUAGAACUAACGUUUAGAGGAGGUAAGGUGCUGAAAUCACGAUUUCGUAGCUAGCAGUAAGCGUAGUCCCUCUUUCGCUUAGUCCGUCGUGCGUGAAGGGUUGCCCAAAUUCUCAAACCAUGGAGAAUUUCAGAUGAUGUUUAAAAAAAAUGGGCAAAUUGAUCAAAAUACCGAAGAAUUUUUCCAUUCUUUUGUUUCUUCUAUCCACAGCCGAGCCAAAUCCUCUGUUGUCCAGCGUGUCAGCUCAAAACAAGUCAUUCCUGUCCGUGCAGGUCAUUUGGCGUCUUACAGCUCAUGGCGUCUUUUCUGCCGCUCGCGUCGUCAGCCUCAAACUCAGGUUGUUGAAUUCCAGUGAAUGGAGCCAUCAAAUUAACAACAUAUCACAGGAGCACGUGCUUUACAAGUUUGAACAUCUACAGCCUAACAGUGUGUACAUCCUGAACAUAACACUCCACAACAAAGACAAACAAUCUGAGAGCAGGGCAGUCGUAUUCUGGUCAGCGGCUUCCAACUCUUCAGAAUCUGAUCAAAGAUCGUUGCUUCUAUAUCAAGUCACCAACAGAAGAGCUCUAGGCGUGGCGCUAGGCAUCAUAGGAUUGCUUGCGAUAAUGACAAUAACAUACGCUUGUGUCACGUGGUGCCAUUCUGACAAAAAUGGCUACUCCAUUCCACCAGGACAGCAGAAGCGAUGUAUAAAUGAUGAGAACGGCGCGCUUUUUCUAAGAGACACUACAACUAGUUUGUCCUACAAUAGGGCCUUUGAAGACGAUAAGUUCGACUGGAUGGACGAUGAGAUAAUAUCGUAAAUUUGUGGUCUAUAAAAAAAUCUUUCAGCGUCACCAAUAUCGCAACUGUACUGGAGUCCUCUUAUUCCCUGGCAUUUAAUGAUCAGUUCAGUUCUGAAUUCUCUCUGAAUAAACCCGGCACUCAAAUACAGUGCUGCAUGUGAUUUCCUCUUUAAUCAAUCUUAAUUAAAGAAGCCUCUUUACUGAUGUCCCUUCUUCAAAAAUAUGGCCCUAAAUUUCUCAAGUUCGUUGUUGGUCAUAGCCUCACCCUUCCACACUCUCGACCAAUUUCCGUUCCUUUAGGGUCAUCAGGGGCAGAUUCAGGGGGGCUGGGUUGGGUUGGGUGGCUAGCCACCCCUUCUUUGGAGGGACAAAAAAAUUAAAAAAAAAAAAAAAGAAAUGAAAACAAUCGUAAAUACAGUUGGACCUCACCAAUUCGAACUCGGUUAUUUCGAAUUCCUCGUUAUUUCGAACUCAAAACCAUUUCCUUUGGAUUUGCCCCUCAGUCGUUUUCUAUUAGUUAUUUCCAACUCCCGCUAUUUCGAACUAUUUUUCGUUUCCACUGAGAGUUCGAAAUAGCGGGGUUCAACUGUGUCAAAAAAGAAAUAAAGGCAAACACUCUGGACUGGUACCUCAUCGAUUGAUUCCAAUUGCAAAUUCGCCACAUUUGGGAAGAGCAUACCCUAUUAUUCUGCAACCCCAAGAUAACAGCCCCCCACCCCCCUCCCUUUGAUGCACCCGCCCCUGCGGUAUGUCUUCGUAUAUUGUUGCCCACAUUUUUUUUAUUUUCCAUCGUUUUUAAGCCCGCCUGAGUUAUCUAAGAUGAGCAUUUUGGUUAUUGCCCUUGGUUUUUCAUUCUCAUAAAUUUGGCUGCUGGAAUCAGCAACGAAAAUCUCUAUUUUCUUUCACCCACAGUUCAUUUUUCAUUUUUUUCAAUUCAUCAUUUAAAAACCGGAACUCGAAAAUUGACCGUAUCCGUGUCAAACACGCCUUGUGGAACCGUAUCCGUGUCAAACACGACUUGUGGAACAUAAGCCCAGCCGCAUCGCAAAGAAAAUACCUCUACAACUUCCCAAGUUCCUGGGCCUCAAAUUUCGCCACGGCAAACCGUUUUCGGGUCACGUGGUCCGGGUCGUUCGUCUGGGAAAGGUCACCGAAAUCAAUUGACCGUGA